Dichotomopilus funicola is the source of this 2418-nucleotide messenger RNA. Its product is annotated as PUL domain-containing protein. Lineage: Eukaryota; Fungi; Ascomycota; Sordariomycetes; Sordariales; Chaetomiaceae. The record is from RefSeq and is a predicted model, not a curated record. Gene Ontology annotation, cellular component: cytoplasm; nucleus. Bases 1 to 2418 code for a protein of 805 amino acids. Gene Ontology annotation, molecular function: ubiquitin binding. Gene Ontology annotation, biological process: proteasome-mediated ubiquitin-dependent protein catabolic process; ubiquitin recycling. The transcript is spliced from 3 exons.
AUGCCAGACUUCAAGCUUUCGGCCCAGCUGAAGGGCCACGAGGCGGAUGUCCGCGCUGUCUCCUUCCCAGCAGCAGGAACCGUUCUUUCGACCUCUCGCGAUCAGACCGUCCGUCUCUGGCGUAAGACCGCUGAAAGCCCCCCCACAUUCGACGAGACGAUCACAAGCCAAGGGCACGGAUACAUCAACUCGGUUACGUCUAUCCGGUCCUCGACCGAGUGGCCCGACGGGCUCGUCGUCUCGGCUGGUCAAGAAGCCAUCAUCGAAGCGAAGCGUCCGACCUUGACCACCACCGACAACGCCGACCGCCUCCUCGUUGGCCACGGCCACAAUGUGUGCACGCUCGACGUAUCUCCUCGAGGGUCAUACUUGGUGUCGGGUGGCUGGGACGGGAAGGCGCUGGUCUGGGAGACUGGAAAGUGGCAGAUCUCGGCCCAACUCGCACAUCACGGCGAAGUCAAGAGUGUAUGGGCGGUCUUGGCGUACGACGAGCACACGGUGAUCACCGGCAGCGCCGAUAACAACAUCCGAAUCUUCGAUCUCCGCCAGGUCGACGGCAAUGGCGAGGUAGGCCCGCGGCGCACGCUCAGCACCAGCUCUGUGGUGCGGGCGUUGUGUAAACUGCCAACCGGCAUCAAGGGACACCCCAGUGGGGCUGAGUUUGCCAGUGCGGGCAACGACGGGAUUAUCCAGCUGUGGAAGUUGAACGGCUCUCAGGUCGGCGCGCUGCAAGGACACGACAGCUUCAUCUACUCUCUCGGGUGCCUGCCAACCGGCGAGAUCGUGAGUUCCGGCGAGGACCGGACUGUUCGGAUCUGGAGGGGUUCGGAAUGCAUCCAGACCAUCACACACCCCGCCAUCUCCGUGUGGGCGGUGGCUGUGUGCCAGGAGAACGGGGACAUCGUUUCUGGUGCGAGCGACAACGUGGUCCGCGUCUUCACCCGCAACGCAGACCGGACCGCGCCUGCGGAGGUGUUGUCGCAAUUCGAGGAGUCAGUGCGGGCAUCCGCCAUCCCGCAGCAGCAGCUGGGUCCUUCUAUCAACAAGGAGCAGCUGAACCCCAAGUCGUGGCUAGUCGGCAACGCGGGGAAGAAGGACGGUCAAGUGGUAACGGUUCUCGAAGACGACGGGACCAUUGGGGCCUAUCAAUGGUCAUCAGGCGAGCAACGGUGGGUUCAUGUAGGAACCGUGGUGGACUCGACUGGUAGCAGCGGGCGAAAGAAGGAGUACAAUGGGAAGGAGUACGACUAUGUAUUUGAUGUCGACAUCGAGGAAGGAAAGCCACCCCUCAAGCUGCCAUACAACCUUUCCGAGAAUCCGUACGAUGCGGCAACAAAGUUCUUGGGAACGAACGAGCUGCCGAUAUCAUACAUCGACCAGGUCGCCAAGUUCAUUGUCACGAACACACAAGGCGCAACCAUUGGGCAAAGUGCCGAGGCUCCCUCCGCCGACCCGUACGGAACCGAGUCACGGUAUCAACCAGGUCAAGCCGAACCGGCAAAGAAGUAUCUGCCGCACAAGGAGUACCUCGUUCUCUCCCAAGCGAAGUGGGAGCCGGUAGCCAAGAAGCUACGGAGCCUCAACGAGAAGCAUGUGGCCGCUGGCAACAAACACAUCGCGUUGAACCCAGACGGUCUCAACACUCUUGACACGGCGCUCAAGGCCACGAUGGGCACUCCGGUGCAAAAGACGGCACCGGCAGCACUUUCCGAUGCCCAGCGGAGCGUGAGCACGAUUGUGACACAAUGGCCGUACGGCGACCGUCUCGCGGCUCUAGACGCCUUGCGUUGUUUUGUUGCCUGGCCUGGUUCAGCAUCUUCCAACGACGCUAGGGACGGGAGCGUCGUUGAGGUCGCCCUUCGAGGCGCACUCGACAUCCAAGACCCGGUCGCGGGCGAUACAUCCCUAGCCGACCUCAUCAACUCCGUUGACGCCACCCAGCUCAAUGUCAACAACGUCAUGAUGGCCCUCCGCGUGGUAACCAACCUCUUCACGACCCCCGAAGGCCGCUUUCUCGUCGCAAGCAAUGCCGAUUCCCUCGUCGCUCUACUCGCCCGCGUCGCAGGCGUCGAAGGCGGCGAACCCAUCGGGCCAGCCAACAACAACAUCCAAAUCGCGCUCACAUCGGCCGCCUUCAACUUUGCCUGUCUCGCCUUCAACGAGAAGGACUCCGUCCCGCUCGAACUGCUGAUGCUCAUAACCCAGGUCGCCCAGGCCGUGAUCCAGAAGCAGAGUGAUGCCGAGGUUCUGUUCCGGGCGCUCAUGACGCUGGGCAUGGUGCUGGCGGGCGGGGAGGAGGCCAAGGAUUUGGCCAAGACGUUGGAGGUUGGGGGUGAGGUGGGUGAAGCGGCGAAGAAGAGUGGAGAGGAGCGGAUUAAGGUGUUGGCGAAGGAGUGUUUGGGGUAUUUGAAGAGUUGA